UUCCAGGUUUGAGUAUUCAAAUCCCAAUACCUCGCUAGAAUUUUGUGAUUGUUGCAGCCACGGCGAUUCGAAUGGCAGCACCAUCAUCGGCUGUCUUCGCCGGCAAAUCCAAGUACAGAUAUGACGUUUUCCUCAGUUUCAGAGGCGAAGAUACUCGCCACUCCUUCACUGUUCAUCUCUACGAUGCUCUGCGCCGGAAGGGAAUCAACGCCUUCAUUGACGACAAGAAGCUCGGGAAAGGUGAGCGGAUCUCACCUACGCUUCUUAAGGCCAUUGAGAAAUCCAGAAUCUCGAUUAUUGUGUUCUCUAGGAAUUAUGCAACUUCCACAUGGUGCCUCGAUGAACUCGCCCACAUCAUUCGGUGUAAGAAGGAGAAGAACCAACUGGUCAUGCCCGUAUUUUACAAUGUGGAUCCGAUGGAUGUUCAAUAUCAGAGGAACAGCUUUGGAGAUGCCAUGGCUGCUCUGGAAGAUAGAUUCAGAGAUGACUUGAAGAAAGUGCGAAAAUGGAGAUCUGCUUUGUCUGAAGCUGCUAGUUUGCCAUCAGCAUGGCUUUUGGGAGAUGGAGAUGGAUGUGGGUUUAUUGAAAAGAUUGUUGAAGAUGCAUAUGCUAUGUUACCUCCUAAACGCUUGCAUUGCCGUGAGUACAUGGUUGGACUUGGGCCUCGCAUAGAAAUGAUGAAGUCACUUUUGGAUCAUUCUAAUGAUGGCAUUUGUAUGUUGGGGAUUUAUGGAACUGGUGGGGUUGGAAAAACAACCCUUGCAAAGGCUUUGUAUAAUUCAAUCUUCUACCAAUUUGAAGGCGCGUGUUUUUUGUUUGAUGUUAGAGAAGUGUCAAAGAAAUACCAGGGCAUUAAGACAAAGUUUGGCAGUGCUGAUGAAGGAAUAUCCAGAAUAAAACACAGGCUCUCUCACAAAAGAAUCCUAUUGGUUCUUGAUGAUGUUGAUGAGGUUGAACAGUUAGAAAAACUAGCAGGUGGGCGUCAUUGGUUUGGUUGUGGAAGCAAGGUCAUUAUAACAACAAGAAAUAAACAGUUGCUAGUUGUGUGUAAUGUUGAGGAAACAUAUGAAAUGAAGAGGCUAGAUGAUCAUGACUCUCUUGAACUCUUUUGCUGGCAUGCAUUCCAUUUGAACCAGCCUCCAAAAGGCUAUGAAAAAAUGUCCAAACGUGUGAUGAGAUUUGCAAAGGGCCUUCCUUUGGCUUUAAGAGUAAUUGGCGCCAAUUUGGCACAUAAAAAUUUAGAGGAAUGCAGGUCUAUAUUAGAACAAUAUGAGAGGAUCCCAGAAAGAACAAUUCUAGAUGUACUCAAGAUAAGCUAUGAUUGCUUACAAGAUGGUGCCAAGGGUAUUUUUCUAGAUAUUGCUUGUUUCUUUAAAGAGGAGGAUUUGGAAUCUGUUGAAGAAAAACUAGCAGCUUGCGAUUUUGGUGCAAGGUUUUACAUUGAAGUUCUUGUUGACAAGUCUCUUAUAACUGUUGCUGAUAACGGUAACUUGGGCAUGCAUGAUUUAGUACAACAAAUGGGUAGAGAGAUUGUUAGGCAGGAGGCACCAUCAAAUCCUUGUAAACGCAGUAGAUUAUGGCAUUACAAAGAUGUUCUUGAAGUAUUGCGUGAAAAUCUAGGGAGCAGUAAUAUUGAAGGAAUAAUGCUUGAUCCGCCUCAACAAGAAGAAGUGGAGUGGAGUGGUAUGGCCUUUGAGAAGAUGAGUAAUCUUAGGAUUCUUGUGGUUCGGAAUUCACAAUUUUCAACCAACCCAAAGUAUCUUCCAAGUAGUUUAAGAUUGCUUGACUGGGCGGGAUGCCCUUCUACUAUUCUACCACCAGACUUUUCUCCUAAGAAACUAGUUUACAUCAAAUUAUCCGGUAGUCUUUUUAGAUUGGAAGAGCCAUUCAAGAGGUUUGAAUGUGUGACAUAUAUGAAUUUCUCACACUGUAAAUUCAUAACUGAAGUACCUGAUAUGUCUCAAUUUCAAAAUUUAAGAAGAUUGUUAUUUACAAGGUGUCGCAAUCUCAUCAAAGUUCACGAUUCAGUUGGAUCCUUGUCUAAGCUCGUCGAAUUAAACCUUAGUGUGUGCAGCAGUCUUACAAGCUUUCCACGUGAAAUCAAUAUGGCUUCUCUUCAGAAGCUUCAUCUCAGUUAUUGCAGGAGUCUUGACUACUUCCUGUGUAUAGUGGGAAAGAUGGAUGCACUGAGGACAAUUUAUGCAGAAGGCACUGCUAUUAAAGAGCUCCCGCCUUCCAUUGGAAAUCUUCCAAGACUCGAAUCUUUAGCUAUAAGCACCCACAAAAGUAUUAGGGAGCUUCCAAGCUGCUUAUUCACAUUGCAAAACCUUAGUCGGCUUAAUCUAAGUGGGAGCAAUUUUGUUUCCCUUCCUGAGUGCAUCAAAGAGUGUGCUAAUCUGCAGACACUAGCGCUGAAUAACUGCAAGAGGCUUAGAGACAUACCAGAGUUGCCAUCAAAAUUGGAAAAUAUAGAGGCAGAGGAUUGUACAUCAUUAACUACAGAGUCAUUAGGCCAUCUAUGGUCUCAGGCGAGAAACGGGUACUCCCACUUGAACAUCGCUAUGCCAUCAACAACAGUUCCUGAUUGGUUCAACGAAUGCUGUAAAGGAGGGACAUUGUCUUUUCGGGCUCGUGGGCAUUUCCCUCAUGCUGCCUUUGCAUUUGAGUUGGGGAAAGCAAACAAAAAUUCAAAACACUUUUUCCAUGUUUCUGUGAGCAUCAAUGGUCAUAAAACACAAAGGAGACAAGAUGCUGCAAAUUAUGGAACUAGGCAAGGCCAUCUGUUUUUAUUUGAUCUGAGAAUGGCUUUUGAGCCAGAAGAGUGGGAGAGGCUUGAUAGUUUUCUGGAACUGGAUUGGAAUGAUGCGGAAAUAAAAGUCCUAUGUCUAAUCCCCCGCAAGAAAAAGAAAGUCACGAAGUUAACAGCAGAAAUGCCCGUAGUUAGUUGUGGAGUUUAUGUGUACAAACGGCAAACAAACAUGGAGAAUGUCCAGUUCGGGUCUUCUAUGCUCUCCUCGAAUGCUCCAACAACUUCAAUGAAACAAAGAGCGGUCACUUCUCCUCCUAAUGAACCACCCAAGAAGUUAUUGAGAAUGUUCAAGGUUGCUGAUAAAGGAAAACUCAAUAAUACAGAAAGGGAUAAGGAGAAUUAA
Neltuma alba is the source of this 3152-nucleotide messenger RNA. RefSeq names its product TMV resistance protein N-like. The record is from RefSeq and is a predicted model, not a curated record. Lineage: Eukaryota; Viridiplantae; Streptophyta; Magnoliopsida; Fabales; Fabaceae. Gene Ontology annotation, molecular function: ADP binding. The coding region runs from base 72 to 3152 and encodes 1026 amino acids. Gene Ontology annotation, biological process: defense response; signal transduction. The transcript has 9 exons.